UUUUGAAACGCUGUUUAUACUUUCGGUUUAGUUCUGCUGCGGAAGGCAAAUCGGGAGCGGUCCGGACUUCGAAUCUCCAGCGGUGAAGGUCGCGAACAUGAAGUUCGUGCCGGUGUUAGCACUUAUGGCGGCUCUUUACUGGACCGCGGACUCCAAGUUUCAAUCCCCGACGGUCCAGGUGUACAGCUACAAGCCGGGCCAGUACGGCAUGCCCAAUUCCCUCAUCUGCCACGUGAGCCAAUUCCACCCGCCCGACAUCACCGUCAAACUGUUCAAGAACGGGCGGGAGCUGCCGGACGCCGCUGAGAGCGACCUGAGCUUCGAAAAGAACUGGCAAUUCCAUCUCACCAAGCACGCGCCCUUCACACCCAACAAGGAGGACAAGUACUAUUGCCAAGUCAUUCAUGCGUCGACUCCUUCGAAGAACAUCGACUGGGAGCCCAACAUGUAAGCAGGCACCAGCAAAGUGUUCUUGCCACGAUUGCAACAGAGAUGGAUUUAUCACUUCUUUCACCAAUCUCCCGCAUCUUCUUCCGGAUUCAGAGUGACCAACGGCUUCAACGUUACAACUGUAUCGCGUAACAUGCUUCAUUAAUCCAACUUUGAGAAAAUUUUGCUGUCAUUUAUGAGUGAUAUCACUCUGGAGUUAUUCAUUGUAGUCAUCAAGGCUUUGGGUUCUGUUAGUUGCACUUUUGUCAAUUUCGGGCAACAAUGAGUUUUUUUGCUGAAUCAGUAGUUUGUAACUUUUUGUAUUUCACUGAAUAAAUGCCUCUUAAAUUUG
This is a messenger RNA of Syngnathoides biaculeatus (alligator pipefish), 781 nucleotides long. RefSeq names its product beta-2-microglobulin (gene b2m). NCBI's taxonomy places the organism in Eukaryota, Metazoa, Chordata, Actinopteri, Syngnathiformes, Syngnathidae. Bases 98 to 451 code for a protein of 117 amino acids. Gene Ontology annotation, cellular component: MHC class II protein complex. The record is from RefSeq and is a predicted model, not a curated record. The transcript has 3 exons. Gene Ontology annotation, biological process: antigen processing and presentation of exogenous peptide antigen via MHC class II; immunoglobulin production involved in immunoglobulin-mediated immune response; peptide antigen assembly with MHC class II protein complex. Gene Ontology annotation, molecular function: MHC class II protein complex binding.